Perognathus longimembris pacificus (Pacific pocket mouse) is the source of this 4641-nucleotide messenger RNA. RefSeq names its product TEK receptor tyrosine kinase (gene Tek). The transcript has 23 exons. Gene Ontology annotation, molecular function: protein binding; ATP binding; transmembrane receptor protein tyrosine kinase activity. The coding region runs from base 340 to 3717 and encodes 1125 amino acids. Gene Ontology annotation, cellular component: plasma membrane; signaling receptor complex. The record is from RefSeq and is a predicted model, not a curated record. Gene Ontology annotation, biological process: positive regulation of phosphatidylinositol 3-kinase/protein kinase B signal transduction; multicellular organism development; cell surface receptor protein tyrosine kinase signaling pathway. NCBI's taxonomy places the organism in Eukaryota, Metazoa, Chordata, Mammalia, Rodentia, Heteromyidae.
GAAGGCAGGAGCAGAAGCAAUAGAUAAGUGUUUUGAUGAAUUGCAAGAUGGCCAGGACUUGCAGUGCCCCCAGCCCUGCUGAUACCAAAUGCCUUUAAGAUACAGCCUUUCCCAUCCUAAUCUACAAAGGAAACAGGAAAAAGGAACUUAAAACUCCCUGUGCUCAGUCAGAAAUGAGACUGUUACAGCCUGCUUCUGUGCUGUUCUUUCUUGCCUCCAACUUGUAAACAAGAGCUAGGAGAACAUGCGAAUGGAAAGUAACAAAGCUCUGGGCUUUUGAAAGGAUCUUGAGGACCUCAUGCACAUCUGUGGACGCUGGAUGGAGAGAUUUGGGGAAGCAUGGGCUCUUUAGCUGGCUUAAUUCUCUACGGACUCAGCUUACUCCUUUCUGGGUUGGUGGAAUGUGCCAUGGACCUGAUCUUGAUCAAUUCCCUACCUCUUGUGUCUGAUGCUGAAACGUCCCUCACGUGCAUUGCCUCUGGGUGGCACCCCCAUGAGCCUAUCACCAUAGGGAGGGACUUUGAAGCCUUGAUGAACCAGCACCAAGAUCCACUGGAAGUUACUCAAGAUAUGACCAGAGAAUGGGCUAAAAAAGUUGUCUGGAAGAGAGAAAAGGCUAGUAAGAUCAAUGGCGCUUACUUCUGUGAAGGGCGAGUUCGAGGACAGGCCAUAAAGAUCCGGACCAUGAAGAUGCGUCAACAAGCUUCCUUCCUACCAGCUACGUUAACUAUGACUGUGGAUAGGGGCGAUAAUGUGAAUAUAUCUUUCAAAAAGGUGUUAAUUAAAGAAGAAGAUGCGGUGAUUUACAAAAAUGGUUCCUUCAUCCAUUCAGUGCCCCGGCAUGAAGUACCGGAUAUUUUAGAAGUACACCUGCCUCAUGCUCAGCCCCAGGAUGCUGGCGUGUACUCAGCUCGGUACAUAGGAGGAAACCUGUUCACCUCGGCUUUCACCAGGCUGAUAGUUCGGAGAUGUGAAGCUCAUAAGUGGGGCCCUGAAUGUAACCAGGACUGUACUGCUUGUAUGAACAAUGGAGUCUGCCAUGAAGAUACUGGGGAAUGCAUUUGCCCUCCUGGGUUUAUGGGGAAGACAUGUGAGAAGGCUUGUGAAUUGCACACAUUUGGCAGAACCUGUAAAGAAAGAUGCAGUGGAACAGAAGGAUGCAAGUCUUAUGUUUUCUGUCUCCCAGACCCCUAUGGGUGUUCCUGUGCCACAGGUUGGCAGGGCCUGCAGUGCAAUCAAGCAUGCCAACCUGGUUACUAUGGGCCAGAUUGUAAACUGAGGUGCAGUUGUUCCAAAGGGGAGAUGUGUGAUCGCUUCCAGGGAUGUCUCUGCUCUCAAGGAUGGCAAGGGCUCCAGUGUGAGAGAGAAGGCAAGCCAAGGAGGACCCCACAGAUAGAAGAUUUACCAGAUCUCAUAGAAGUCAACAGUGGUAAAUUUAGCCCCAUCUGCAAAGCCUCUGGCUGGCCACUGCCUGCCAAUGAAGAAAUGACACUGGUGAAGCCGGAUGGGACGGUGCUCCACCCAAAUGACUUUAACCAUACAGACCAUGUCUCAGUAGCCAUAUUCACCAUCCACCAAAUCCUCCCCCCAGAUUCAGGAGUUUGGGUCUGCAGUGUAAACACGGUGGCUGGGAUGGUGGAAAAGCCUUUCAACAUUUCUGUUAAAGUUCUUCCGAAGCCUUUGAAUGCUCCUAAUGUGAUCGACACUGGACAUAACUUUGCUGUCAUCAACAUCAGCUCUGAGCCUUACUUUGGAGAUGGACCAAUCAUAUCCAAGAAACUUCUAUACAAACCUGUUAAUCAUUAUGAGGCUUGGCGACACAUUCAAGUGACCAAUGAGAUUGUUACACUCAGCUAUUUGGAGCCUCGGACAGAAUAUGAGCUCUGUGUGCAGCUGGUGCGCCGUGGAGAGGGCGGAGAAGGGCAUCCUGGACCAGUGCGACGCUUCACCACAGCUUCCAUUGGACUCCCUCCUCCAAGAGGUCUCAGUCUCCUUCCAAAAGACCAGACCACACUAAAUUUGACCUGGCAACCGAUAUUUACAAACUCAGAAGAUGAAUUUUAUGUCGAAGUGGAGAGGAGAUCUGUACAAAAAAAAAGUGACCAGCAGAACAUUAAAGUGCCAGGCAACCUGACUUCCGUGCUGCUGAACAACUUAAAGCCCAGAGAGCAGUACAUAGUCCGGGCCAGAGUCAACACCAAGGCCCAGGGGGAAUGGAGUGAGGAUCUCACUGCUUGGACCCUCAGCAACAUUAUCCCUCCUCAACCAGAAAACAUCAAGAUCUCCAACAUCACAGACACCUCAGCUGUAAUUUCUUGGACAAUAUUGGAUGGCCAUUCUAUUUCUUCCAUUAUCAUUCGUUACAAGGUUCAGGGUGAGAAUGAAGAUCAGCACAUCGACGUAAAGAUCAAGAACGCCACCAUCACUCAGUAUCAGCUCAAGGGCCUUGAGCCUGAGACAGCUUACCAGGUAGACAUUUUUGCGGAGAACAACAUAGGAUCAAGCAACCCGACCUUUUCUCAUGAACUGAUGACCCUCUCAGAAGCUCAAGCCUCAGCAGACCUUGGAGGAGGGAAGAUGCUACUUAUUGCCAUCCUGGGGUCAGCAGGAAUGACCUGCUUGACGGUGCUGUUGGCCUUUCUGAUUAUGUUGCAAUUGAAGAGAGCAAAUGUCCAAAGGAGAAUGGCUCAAGCCUUCCAAAAUGUGAGGGAAGAACCAGCUGUGCAGUUCAACUCGGGAACACUGGCCCUAAACAGGAAGGCCAAAAACAACCCGGAUCCCACAGUCUACCCAGUGCUUGACUGGAAUGACAUCAAGUUUCAAGACGUGAUUGGUGAGGGCAACUUUGGCCAGGUUCUCAAGGCACGCAUCAAGAAGGAUGGGUUGCGGAUGGACGCGGCCAUCAAGAGGAUGAAAGAAUAUGCUUCCAAAGAUGACCACAGAGACUUUGCAGGAGAACUGGAGGUUCUUUGUAAACUUGGACACCAUCCUAACAUCAUCAAUCUCUUGGGAGCAUGUGAACACCGAGGCUACUUGUACCUGGCCAUUGAGUACGCCCCUCACGGAAACCUCCUGGACUUUCUACGCAAAAGCCGAGUGCUGGAGACAGACCCUGCAUUCGCCAUUGCCAACAGCACCGCGUCCACACUUUCCUCCCAACAGCUCCUGCACUUUGCUGCAGAUGUGGCCCGGGGAAUGGACUACCUGAGUCAGAAACAGUUUAUCCACAGGGAUCUGGCUGCCAGGAACAUUUUAGUUGGGGAAAACUAUGUAGCCAAAAUAGCAGAUUUUGGACUAUCCCGAGGUCAAGAAGUUUAUGUGAAAAAGACGAUGGGAAGGCUCCCCGUGCGCUGGAUGGCAAUCGAGUCACUAAAUUACAGUGUUUAUACCACCAACAGUGAUGUAUGGUCCUAUGGUGUGUUGCUCUGGGAGAUCGUCAGCUUAGGUGGCACUCCCUACUGUGGGAUGACUUGUGCAGAGCUCUAUGAAAAGCUGCCUCAGGGCUACAGGCUGGAGAAGCCCCUGAACUGUGAUGAUGAGGUGUAUGAUCUAAUGAGACAGUGCUGGAGAGAGAAGCCUUAUGAGAGGCCAUCAUUUGCCCAGAUCCUGGUGUCCUUAAACAGGAUGUUAGAAGAACGGAAGACCUACGUGAAUACCACGCUUUAUGAGAAGUUUACCUAUGCAGGAAUCGACUGCUCUGCCGAGGAAGCAGCCUAAGACAGAGCAUCUUCCAUGUCCUCUACUUCCCUUUCCCUGGCAUGAGAUCCUUGAGGGCUGCUAAGCAAGCAAGCCAGCCCCUUCUGGAUGUGAUAUAAAAGUGUACAUAUAUGGCGCUACAUCAGAGAUCUUGAGCAACCCCUGCCUCCGUGUGGAUCUAGAGAAUGCACAGACUCUGAGGAGAUUGUAUAUACUGUUUUGAGGAAGAAUGUGCUGAAAUUAGAAUGCCUGUUUGUUGAUUUCAUAUAAUAUAUUUUUCUAAAAAUGUGGACUUCAUAGGAAGACGUGAGAGUACAGUUACUUAAUAUGUAACUCAUUAUUGUCCUAGAUAUUUUUGAUAUUUACCUUUAUACAUGAAUGCUAUGACAUGUGUUGCUGUGCAGAAGUAAAAUAUUAAGAAACCUAAUAAUUAGCCUGACAGUAGAGGUAAGAAAAGUGAGGGACAUGUAUGAAUUUUAACAGGAUGUGGACUAAUAUUUAAGAGGCUAACAUUUCCAAACAAUGUGUCAGAGAUUCUCCUGUUUCUCAGUCUUGUCCCUCACCUGUAGCAAUGAUUCCAAUUUCAUCUGGUCAUGUGAUAACUUCACCUUGUGUCUCCACAGCCCCCAAGUCAGUCCAGAAGGUUAAGUAAUUCAUUUCUUGGAAUCCUAAGAUGCUUUAGAGAAGUAUAAAUAAUCCUAAUAGACAUAUUAGUGGUGUUUACUUGUACUUCCUUGGGUAAUAUUGACUUGCGUAGUUUGAAAAAUAAUAAAUAGAAAGGCAGGAGUGACAUUAAGGUAAGGUGUGACAUGUAUUGAAUUAACAUUGAAAGUGUACUUUCUAUGAGGUUUUAGCUUUGAUCAGUUGUGAGUUUUAUCAUUUAUACUAUAAGCAGAUGUUGCACUGGGAUCAUGCUGUACAUGAAUAAAAUGUCUUACCUAUCCA